AUGCUCCCAGAUACUAUCGCAUAUAUCAUAACUUCAACAUCCUCCGACCAACUCACCUCAUCCGCACAGAAAGACUCUGAACAAGCGCGUGAGUUGGUGGAUCGAAGAGUCUUUGAGGAGAUAUGUAGCUGCACAUUUCUAGGUGUUGAGGGCUUCUUUGACAAAUACUUUGAAGGGAAAUACUGGAGCAGUAAAGCAGAUGCCAUCUGUCAAUGUGUGCUGGCCCCAGACAGUGAUGGUAAUUGGGCCCGGUUUCCUGAUCCCCCUACACAGAGUGAUGUCCUCAUGUGGUGGUUUCGUCUUCAAGAAGAUCUCCUCUCCGAAUCGCGCAGCAUCUACUACACCACAGAGAGCAAAACAGAUCUUGCUGGCUCAAAUGCGGAAUGA
Messenger RNA from Histoplasma capsulatum G186AR, 387 nucleotides. RefSeq lists its product as uncharacterized. Bases 1 to 387 code for a protein of 128 amino acids. The transcript is spliced from 2 exons. The record is from RefSeq and is a predicted model, not a curated record. NCBI's taxonomy places the organism in Eukaryota, Fungi, Ascomycota, Eurotiomycetes, Onygenales, Ajellomycetaceae.